This is a messenger RNA of Ceratosolen solmsi marchali, 678 nucleotides long. RefSeq names its product MD-2-related lipid-recognition protein. Gene Ontology annotation, biological process: sterol transport. Bases 88 to 663 code for a protein of 191 amino acids. The transcript has 4 exons. Gene Ontology annotation, molecular function: sterol binding. Lineage: Eukaryota; Metazoa; Arthropoda; Insecta; Hymenoptera; Agaonidae. The record is from RefSeq and is a predicted model, not a curated record.
ACGUCGAACGGUUCGGCGAGACAGACCGCACGAAUUCUGUCGUACCAGUAAAUUCUCUUGGGAGAGAGAUAUCGCCUAUAUUGACCCAUGCCCUCUAUCCCCAUUCCGUCGCCCUACUUAUCUGGCCUCUCGGCUCUUGUAUUCUCCCUUACUUCCUAUCAUUUGACUCCGAGACACGCAACAAGAAUGACCAGCUCGUCGAUCCUAUUCUUCGCUACUAUUCUAUUGACGGUUAAUGCCGAUGUCGUCCAAUGGAAACCCUGCCCUACUGAACCUAAUACACCAUCAUUCUGCGAAAUUAAUGAAGUACGUGUCAACCCUUGUAAAGAAGCAGCACAAGGCAAAGCUUGCAAUCUGAAGAAAGGAGAAGAUGCAAAAAUAAGCUUUGAUUUUACUCCCAAAUUCACAUCAUCAAAACUGGAAUCACGUGCUUAUUGGGCUAAUCAGCUCGUUGAUUUGCCUUUAAUGGGUAUGAAAACCGACGCAUGUAAAGAUGGAACUGCUUGCCCGAUAAACAAAGAUGCUAAAAAUACUUACACAAUUAAUUUGCCUAUUUCGAAGAAAUAUCCUGUCAGACCGUUUGACGUCAAAUGGAAACUGUGGAACGUUGAGAAAGAAGAAGAAGCCUGCUGUUUUAUAUUCCAAAUAAAAUUAGUCAAAUAAAACCAAUCACGAAAU